Messenger RNA from Menidia menidia (Atlantic silverside), 1265 nucleotides. Lineage: Eukaryota; Metazoa; Chordata; Actinopteri; Atheriniformes; Atherinopsidae. The record is from the annotation of a GenBank genome assembly.
GGGUUAGGGUUAGGAGGAAUAACUCCCCAGCUAGAUAUAUUUUAGAUGUCAUAAUUUAGCUCUUUUUUGCUUAAUUCUUCCUUUAACUCCACGGACAGUCAAAAGAUGGCUUCUGCUCACGACAGAGCUGUUCUCCAGGCUAUUUUCAACCCUACGGCCCCCUUUGGGGACAUUCCUGCUCUCAACCAAGAGGAAGAACUAACAGAUGAUGACAGCGGGUUUGACAGGGAGUUGCUGAGGCGAGUGAGGGAGCUGGAGAGGGGGGGGGUUUCUGCCGCGGAGGCCGGGGAUUUGAACGCCGCUCUUCAGCUUUUCAGCGAGGCGAUCCAGCUCCUGCCUCAGAAAGCCUCGGCCUACAACAACCGGGCCCAGGCCCUCCGGCUGCAGGGGGACACGCCAGGAGCCCUGCAGGAUCUGGACAGAGCUAUCAACCUGAGCGGAAACUCGGGGAGAACCUGCUGCCAGGCCCUGGUGCAGAGAGGCCUCUUACGGAGGUUAUUAAACCAAAAUGAAGCAGCCAGGGAGGAUUUUGAGCGCGCGGCAGCUCUUGGGAGUGAAUUUGCCCGACAACAGGCCGUGGUUUUAAACCCGUACGCGGCUCUGUGCAACAGGAUGCUGUCAGACGUCAUCAACAAACUCCGAAACCCCGAAGUGUCCGAGUUUUCUGCUUAUUCACCGAACAGCGGGUUUGACAGGGAGUUGCUGAGGCGAGUGAGGGAGCUGGAGAGGGGGGGGGUUUCUGCCGCGGAGGCCGGGGAUUUGAACGCCGCUCUUCAGCUUUUCAGCGAGGCGAUCCAGCUCCUGCCUCAAAAAGCCUCCGCCUACAACAACCGGGCGCAGGCCCUCCGGCUGCAGGGGGACACGCCAGGAGCCCUGCAGGAUCUGGACAGAGCUAUCAACCUGAGCAGAAACUCGGGGAGAACCUGCUGCCAGGCCCUGGUGCAGAGAGGCCUCCUCCGGAGGUUAUUAAACCAAAAUGAAGCAGCCAGGGAGGAUUUUGAGCGAGCGGCUGCUCUUGGGAGUGAAUUUGCGCGACAACAGGCCGUGGUUUUAAACCCGUACGCUGCUCUGUGCAACAGGAUGCUCUCAGACGUCAUCAACAAACUACGAAACCCCGAAGUGUCCGAGUUUUCUGCUUAUUCACCGAGUCAAUAAAAAAAUACGCUUUGUUUUGAUGUACUAAUUUACUCCUGUAAAAUCAAUGCAUCCAACAAAAACUCACAUUUACAGUGGGGGAAAUAAGUAUUUGACCCCUUGCUGAUUUU